Molecule: messenger RNA, 231 nt
Organism: Venustampulla echinocandica
Lineage: Eukaryota; Fungi; Ascomycota; Leotiomycetes; Helotiales; Pleuroascaceae
Exons: 3
Coding region: 1-231 (76 amino acids)
Biological process (GO): proton motive force-driven mitochondrial ATP synthesis
Cellular component (GO): mitochondrial inner membrane
Molecular function (GO): proton-transporting ATP synthase activity, rotational mechanism
Source: RefSeq, a predicted model, not a curated record
AUGGCUCCCGCGUGGAAAGCAGCAGGUCUCACCUACAACAAAUACCUCGAAGUCGCCGCCCGCGUGGUUCGGCGAAGCUUGAAAGAUGACAUUCGAUUGGCAGCCGAGAGGAGAGGACAGACGGAGCUGAGAUUUGCAAAGUGGACCUCCGGCAAACAAGGCGACCUCACCAAUGUCGCGGACGCAAAUGCUGUGGCAAUGGCAGAGGCUGGCACCCCAAAAACAUCAUAA